ACAACCCUUCGGAACAAAGCGCAGGUAGGAUGCAUCACGGAAGCAGGUAAGUUGUGGUUCCACAAACUUGUAGCCUGAGAAUGUCCAUGCGCCAACUCCACCCAACAGCAGAUUUUCUCCCCUUUGUCACGCCUACCCAACUUUAGGAAUCCCCGCACCUCUAACACUUCCUUCCGCGCCGUCCAUCGCCGCCGGUGGAACCCUAAGUUUUUCUUACCCUUUUGAUUUCCGUUGUAUCGAUGAGUGAGAAGACUCAGACUCAAACAGAAUCCCUGCCCGAUUCGGAUUCAGGACCGCAAACUGAAGCACGGUCGGAGUCGCCUUCCCCAACUGCGGAUUCUGGGCUUCAAUCGGAAUCGGAACCGACCCUUGUUUCCGGCGCGCCACUUGAUAUUUCUCGCAAUCACUCGAACCCUUCUAAAAUCCCAAUUCGGCCCAGGAAAAUUCGGAAACUAUCGGCCACUACCUCUGUCGAGGUUGCUGAUCAGAGCCGCCCAGAAACCGUCCUCGAUCCUACUUCCCCCUCUUCACUGAAGGAGAUCAUUCCCGUAACCUUUCCCGCCUCAACUUCCGGCGCUUCCACCGCCACCACAUUGGCGAGCUCCAGGAAUCGCCGGAAAGCAGUUACCCAGAUAUCCAGGCUUUUGCCCCAAAUUGUUAAGCCUUUAUCAGCUGAUGGAGAAAUUGAGCUUGCCAUCCGCCAUCUCCGAGCUUCAGACCCUCUCCUUGUGUCCCUGAUUGACACUCUCCCUCCGCCAACAUUUGAAACGCGUCAUCCACCCUUCCUAGCUCUGGCGAAGAGUAUUCUUUACCAGCAACUGGCAUAUAAGGCUGGUACAUCAAUAUACACGCGAUUCAUAUCCCUCUGCGGUGGAGAGCUAGCUGUUCAUCCUGAUACCGUUCUCUCCCUCUCUGCUCAACAGCUCAAGCAAAUUGGAGUCUCUGGCAGAAAGGCAAGCUACCUAUAUGAUCUGGCAAACAAGUACAAAUCUGGGAUUUUGUCUGAUGACACUGUUGUUAAAAUGGACGAUCGCUCACUGUUUACAAUGCUGUCAAUGGUUAAGGGAAUAGGCUCUUGGUCUGUUCACAUGUUUAUGAUCUUUUCACUGCACAGACCAGAUGUCCUGCCCGUAAGCGAUUUAGGGGUAAGAAAAGGGGUACAAUUGCUGCAUGGGUUAGAGGAUUCGCCAAAGCCAUCUCAGAUGGAGCAGCUGUGUGUGAAAUGGAAACCCUAUCGGUCAGUGGGGGCAUGGUACAUGUGGCGGUUCGUAGAAGGAAAGGGGACACCGGCCUCCGCAGCAGCAGCAUUAGAUGGUAGUGCUGUGCAGCCAUUGCAUCAAAUUGAUCACGUGCAGGAUGCACAGGAACAGCACCAAUUGCAACUUUUGGAGCCCAUUAAUGGCAUUACGAAUCUUGGGUCUUGUAUAUGGGGCCAAUAGUGGGGAUUCGACUGUGCUCAGCGCUAUAUGAUAGAAAUUUUGUUGGAGCGACUCCACGCUGCUUGUGACCAUAUUGUCCUACUGCAUAGAAGCUACUCUGGUCUGACUUUUUAUCGUUCUUUGUUUUGUAUAAAUGAUGAAAAUUUAGACCACUCCGUGUUGAUAUAAUUUAAUAAUGAUUAGGGAUUUAGGGUCAGGCAAGUUCCCUGAAGUAGUGAAGUGGGCAAUUUGGCAAGUUCCCGUCUCUUUAACAAAUGAAAUUUGAAAUUUUGAAUGUCAAAAUGAAGUCAUUGCAGCGAACAUCUUCCUUUUACUAUUCCUGUCCCCUUUCCGAUAACCAACCUGAGCGGCUGAGCCUUUAUAUUAUACUCCCUUCGAUUCUCAAAGGUUAAAAAAAUAAAUUUGACUUUACUGUGGAGUGCACUGUUUGGACACUGUUUGACACUGUUUUACAUGUUUUGAUGUAGAUAAUUUGUCAAAUAAGGAAAUAAGAAGAAGUGUGAAGUUAAUUUCGGGACUUCCCGAAAAGGAAAGUGGGAAGUUCUUUGAAAACCGGAGGAAGUAGGUGGUAAGACUUCUAGUGUGGAAGUGAUCACUUGCCUAUCAAUGGGGUUAUUGAUAGGUAAGGCUUGGGAUGUUGAGCUCAAAAUGUUAGACAUUUUCCAUCAUUUGCAAUGGAGCCAAAGAUUCAUUAUUUUUUGGCUUGAGAUUAUGAUGGAAUACAGUAAAAAAACUCACUAAACUGUCUGUGCUUCUUUGUUAUGAAGCAGCAGUCAGUCCAUGCAAUUUUGGACGUGAUUUUCACUAUGGUUCAUCCGGAAAUAGUCUCUCUGUGCUUUAGUAUAGGGGUAAGACUGCGUACAUCUGCCCCCCUUACCCCACCGUAGGUGGGAGCCUUUGCGACACUGGGGUAAAUGAAAGAAAAUGAUGAAAAUGAUAUCCAAAUAGAAAAGUACACCCUAUCAACUAAAUGAGAUGAACGAGCUUGAAAUCCUGUUUUUUCUCAUCCAUUAACUCAUCAAGAAGAUGUUACUCCCUCCUUCCCAUUUUAUCUGUUUUAUUUUCUUUUUUAGAUUGUCCCAAAAUAAGUGUCACAUUUCUCUUUUGAAGAGAAAUUUGUGGUUCACAAGAUUUCAUUUUAUUAUAUUUAAAUUUCAAUCAUAAUUUUUACUUUUUCCAUCUGAGGCAAACAAUUGUCACCAAGACUAGUUGAGUAUUUCAUUCGUAAAAGGGUGAAGAUUUGUCAAUCUCUAAACUUUAAGACAGAAAUUUCGGACCCCAUAACAAGAAAAUGUCAGGUUGAUAGCUCUGCCCAGGUGUGCCUAUGUCAUGGACCGCUAUCUGAUACACGUAUUAUAUGUAUUGAGCCUGCAUCCAUAACUUUAGAAAAAUAUUGAACUCAUUUGUAAGAAAUAGUUUUUUUUUUUCUCAUUCGCAUUCAUAAUUUUAUAAAAGCAUUGGACCCAUUUAUAUAGACAUUCAACACUCAUCAGUAGACCACCCGCUUAAGUAGGGUAAGAGCAGGCUUCAACUCAAAAAAUGCUGCUAGCAUAUUUGGUAGUACCAUAAAAACUAAAACAUUUUGUGUCCAUAAGUCGGGUGUUUGAAACUUCUCAAAAGCUAUACCC
Messenger RNA from Cuscuta europaea, 3067 nucleotides. The record is from the annotation of a GenBank genome assembly. NCBI's taxonomy places the organism in Eukaryota, Viridiplantae, Streptophyta, Magnoliopsida, Solanales, Convolvulaceae.